This is a messenger RNA of Aphanomyces astaci, 1330 nucleotides long. RefSeq lists its product as hypothetical. NCBI's taxonomy places the organism in Eukaryota, Oomycota, Saprolegniomycetes, Saprolegniales, Verrucalvaceae. The transcript has a single exon. The record is from RefSeq and is a predicted model, not a curated record. The coding region runs from base 414 to 1247 and encodes 277 amino acids. Gene Ontology annotation, biological process: carbohydrate metabolic process.
UGUAGUGUGGUUGUACUGCCACGAGAGACAACGGAGCGUCCGUCCUCGUGAUGUUCGGGCUCAUGGCGCUGUGGAAUGCGGCGAUCACAGUCGUGCUCUUUUCAGACCGCGACGGGCACCAUCCGUCUCAUAAGGAUGCCUUUGAAGCUCCAUCUUCGUUUGUCCCCGCCGCCACCCCGUCGUCGGCCGACCCGAGCACAAGGGCGCCCUCAGCUCCCACAUCGACGACCAAAACCAACGCCAUUGGAGCCUAUAAAGUGGACCUUCCCAUCGGACCCGCGCCCACUGCUCCAUUAACCAAACCAUUCCCGACGGCUGCGUCCUGAGGUAGCACUCGCAAGGCCAAGCCUGGCGACACCGUGUACAUUACAAUCGACGACGGUCCGUCCAUCGGUGGUCGAGCAAAUCUGCUGAUGGCCAUGAACCAACUCAACACGCGUGAGGGUCACGUGCCGCCUGUGUACUUGACGUUUUUCGAGAGCGGGUACAACUUUUGCGGUGACGCCACGUCCAGCAUCACGUCGAUGCAAUGUGUCCCGACCGCAUUCGACAAUGCUACCGAGCGGUUGGCGUGGACGGUCAAGGCCGGCCACACGAUCGGCGCGCACUCGGACACGCACAACUGCAACUACGUCAAGACGAAUCCACUCACGGUGAUCGAAGACGGCAUGGAGGCGUGUGGCAACGCCAUCACGUCCGACUUUGUGCGCGGCGCCAAGCACGUCGAAGCGGGACUCCAAAGUGCCAACGCGUACUCGACCGACGCCGACAAGGCGUUGCUGGACAAGGCCAUCCACGAUCUAUGGAGCUACGUGCGGCUGCCGUGCUCGAACGCGUGGAAGUUGCCGGGGGGCUUUUCGGCCUCGUCGGGGUUUCGUGUCGUCGACUCGCAGGCCGAGCGCUCUGCGCGCCUUGGCGCCGCCGACGCCAUGUUUGCAGGCACGUUGCCAUGUCGGAAUCCGUUGUACCAGGGCAAGCCGUGGAGUUCGUUUGGAUGGGACGCCGAGUGGAAGCUUGGUCGAGGCGGGGUAUUGUUGGACGCAAAUCGGGAAAAGUGCAACGUCGUCAACAACAUUGCCAACGCGUUUGACCUAAAGGCAAACCGCGGGCUUAACAAAAAUGCUGUCGUGCUGCUGACCCACGACUACUUUUUUGACACGUUGGACAAGGCCAUGGUGAUGCGGGAUGUGAUUGCCGAGCUGCAGCUGGUCGGGUAUGCGUUUAGCACGAUCGACAAAUACAAGUAAUAUUGGUCGUCUGUGGAAAAUAGUCUGUGAUGUUGUCUUGAAGGUUGGUAUCAAUACUAUUAUAGUAACGUGAUGAAACUGCG